AUGAUAAAGGGUGAAGUUGUUGUCUCGUCGGCUUCUGCAACUUCCGCCGUUGAGGAGCUUGGUGGUCCAAGUAGGCUUGUUGCGGCCGAAGAGGUUCCGGCUGUGGCGGUUUCAGGGAGUUGUGAAACAGAGAAAGCAGCAGCUACUGAUGAAGGUUUUCUAAUUGAAAUCGAGUGUACAUUUGGGGAUUCAACUGUCGUCUUUCCUUUCACCUGGAGAAUGGGUUCAGGGACUGUUCUUCAGGCACUUCGUGCGGCUUGCUUGCUUGCCUUGGACGUUCCUUUGGAUGAUGAUGUGAACCUGUACGAUCGUAACGGGGUUGUGCUGCGCUUCGAGGAGGAUACGUGUCAAAGGUUGAAGGGCGUUCUUCAGUCAGGCCGCACGCGAGUCGGUCUUGUGCUGUGGACGGGUCACCCCUGUACCACGGGCCUGCCGCUGCAGUGCUGUGUCACGUGGUGCCUGCAACAGGUUGUUAUGGUCUGCGUUGUGGAGCCGGAGAACGCGUUGAGGGAUCUGCGACAGGCGAUCCUGGAAGAGUACGAUGCGGGCUCCAGCACCGCCAUUGAACUUCACUUUUUCUUGACGAAUAACGAGGAGGCGGCGGCAGAGACGGAGUUGACGGAGAGCGGAGCUUACGCGCAGCUCAAGGCUGCCUCACGUGACGGAGAGCUGGUGAACAUUAGCGUGGUAAGCCCCAAUCGAUCUCCGCCGUGGCGGUCGGUGGGACGAAGGCUCUCCGCUGCCGCCGCCGCCUUUGCGGAGGAGGUCUUGCACGUGCUUGGAGAUCGUUUCCAUUCGCAGGAUGUGCUAAAAAUAUUUGAAGAGUGUCGUGACAAGGCAGGACCGUUUGACAAUGACGCGAAUGAUUUUCUGACGCUCAUCGCCGUGAUGCUCUCCGACCCCCGCACCAUGACGCUGGAGAGCUUGACGUCGCUCCUCGUAAAGACGGCGUUGUCGUGUGGCGAGGAGGGGGUGAUUGACGUCCUGGGGUGCUGCGCGGUGAUGGCGCAGCUGCGUGCGGCUCGUCGACCAUUUGAGGUGCUCAAGCGUUUCUUUCGGCGACUCUACAACUCAACGCAGAUCCCGGAGGGGGCGCAGGGUAUCCCGCUUGCGAUGGUUACGCGCCAGCUGGCGCAGGCGGGGCUACGUGAUGCGAAGGGGUUGCUGCGGCGCGACCGCACAAUUCUGGCGGAGCUGCAGGAGAAGGAUUACACGGAACUCUGUUUGCGGCUUUACUACACAGAUGCCAAGGUGGUGUCUCGCGCGGCCGUGGCUGCGCGUAUGUCUGGCAUAAGCAAGCUAAGAAGCCGGCGUGCCAUGACAAGGAGGGAGCAAGAGUUGCUGCAGAAAGACUACAUGCACGAAAUUCGACAUGCCCUUGACGGAAUACGGUCUUCGGAUGUGACGAAGUUCCUGCUGACUCAAGAACUGCACCCUGAGCCACGAUUUCACUGCUUGCUGAGUCUCGUGGGGUCGCUGUUAGCUAGCCACCCUGUGCAGCACCCCAGCCACUGGCUUGUAGAGCGCUUCCGAGGAAAAAUGUCGGAUGCCAUGGACGCCAAGAUACGCACCUUUGAGGAUUCCAUGGUGACGACGCCGCUGCUCUACCGCCUCUGCUGGGACGUGCUGAAACCAGAGCUGCAUCAUCUUUCACUUCUUCCCGAGUCUCAGGUGGCAAGUGCCCUCGCCUACUGGGCCUUUUUCGCCGUUCAGUUACUGUGCGCCAACCGUUGCUUGGAAUUCCCACCUGUGCCGUUGGUGGAUUUGCAGCAGUUCUCGCCGGUGGGGCUACCGAUUUCACCGGUGGUCCUUGCAAGGAAUGGGGUUGUAGGUGGUGUUGCCCCCGCCGCUGCUGCCGGCGGUGGCGUUGGCGCUGGCCCCGCCGCCGCCUCCCCGCUCUGCCCAAAGAAGCCGAAGCUCAAGUACAAGUACAGUUACCUCUGCCACGACCUGCGCCGGCAUCCUGGGCGUCCGCGUCCGCUAAAGUAG
Messenger RNA from Trypanosoma conorhini, 1989 nucleotides. RefSeq lists its product as uncharacterized. NCBI's taxonomy places the organism in Eukaryota, Euglenozoa, Kinetoplastea, Trypanosomatida, Trypanosomatidae. The record is from RefSeq and is a predicted model, not a curated record. The coding region runs from base 1 to 1989 and encodes 662 amino acids. The transcript has a single exon.